GAUGAAGAUUCAAUGAGAGUGCUCUCGAACAAUUUUGGUCGCUGUUUAGUUAGGUCAGCUGCGAUUUGAUCGGUCAGUCAAAGACAAAACAGUUUUGGAGGGUAGGAGUAUGAUGGACGAUCUUCACAAUGGUGGUAGAUAGCUGAGCUGUGAAGCAAAGUUUAGCUGUUUGGUGAAAUCAUUCAUCCUGAGUGGAAGAUAUAAUUCCAUUGGAAAUAUGAACAACAGUAAACUCUUUCAAACUGUUUAUAAAACCUGAACCACGCAUACAACCUUUUUCACUCUUUUCUGAAGAACCCUACUGCACCUUUUCUAUAAGAAAAUUUUCCUCCUGGUACCCGAGUUUAGAGAGUAAGUGUAAAACAAAAAAAGGAUGGCUGAAGAGCAGAGUGCUCAGAUUCCGAGAGUGAAGCUUGGGAGUCAGGGAUUUGAGGUUUCAAAACUGGGGUUUGGCUGUAUGGGGCUUUCAGGAAUCUACAAUGAUCCUGUCCCCGAAGAGGUUGUCAUAUCAAUAAUCAAGUAUGCAUUCACUAAAGGAAUCACAUUCUUUGAUACGGCUGACGUGUAUGGAGCAAAUGCUAAUGAAGUUUUGGUGGGAAAGGCAUUGAAGCAGUUGCCUCGAGAAAAGAUUCAGUUGGCCACAAAAUUUGGUAUUGUCGGAAUGAAAUCUAGUGAUGUUAUAGUAAAUGGUACCCCUGAGUAUGUCCGCUCCUGUUGUGAGGGUAGUCUGAAGCGCCUUGGUGUGGAAUACAUUGAUCUCUACUAUCAGCACCGGAUUGACACAUCAGUACCUAUUGAGGACACUAUGGGGGAACUUAAAAAGUUGGUGGAAGAGGGAAAGAUAAAGUAUAUUGGACUCUCUGAAGCUAGCACAGACACAAUAAAGAGGGCACAUGCAGUUUACCCCAUCACUGCUGUUCAAAUGGAGUGGUCUCUUUGGACUCGUGAAAUUGAGGAUGAAAUAAUUCCGCUUUGCAGGGAGCUUGGAAUUGGGAUAGUACCAUACGGUCCUCUUGGUCGUGGAUUUUUUGGCGGCAAGGCGGUCAUUGAAAGUGUGCCUGCAAACAGUUUUCUUAACUCAAACCCUAGAUUUCAAGGAGAGAACUUACACCAAAACAAGAACUUAUAUUCUAGAGUAGAAAAGUUGGCUGAAAAGCAUGGAUGCACACCUGCACAACUUGCACUUGCAUGGAUUAAUCAUCAAGGAGAUGAUGUGGUUCCUAUCCCUGGAACAACGAAGAUUAAAAAUCUUAAUGAUAAUAUUGGUUGCUUGAGAGUGGAGCUCAAGGGAGAAGAUCUGAAGGAGAUUGCAGAUGCAGUUCCCAUAAACGAGGUGGCUGGUGACAGAAUAACUGAUAAUUUCAUUCGCUGCUCAUGGAAAUUUGCAAAUACACCACCUAAACGCAGCAGUGUAGCUUAAGAACAAUUUUAAGUGAUAUAAGGUGUGAGUUUUUUGUGAAAUUCAUGCUGGAAGAUUUGUGUUGCCCAGCUACUAAAGAGCACUCCAGCCUGGGGUUUUGUUAAGAUGACCAAAGAGAAGUAUUGGAUUUGCAAAAUGGUGAUGCAUUUGGACUUUGAACUCUGAAAUAUUCUCAACAUUUCAGCCACUAAUAUUGAAUAAUAUUUUGGUCAAUUUCAUAGAAA
Messenger RNA from Carya illinoinensis, 1644 nucleotides. Its product is annotated as probable aldo-keto reductase 1. NCBI's taxonomy places the organism in Eukaryota, Viridiplantae, Streptophyta, Magnoliopsida, Fagales, Juglandaceae. The record is from RefSeq and is a predicted model, not a curated record. The coding region runs from base 374 to 1420 and encodes 348 amino acids. The transcript is spliced from 7 exons. Gene Ontology annotation, cellular component: cytoplasm.